This is a messenger RNA of Scaptodrosophila lebanonensis, 476 nucleotides long. Its product is annotated as small cysteine and glycine repeat-containing protein 1. Lineage: Eukaryota; Metazoa; Arthropoda; Insecta; Diptera; Drosophilidae. The transcript has 2 exons. The coding region runs from base 189 to 359 and encodes 56 amino acids. The record is from RefSeq and is a predicted model, not a curated record.
UCUCAUUUCUAUUUCGACUCUCGUGCUGAAAACACUCCCUAAAACUCAACCUUCCAAUAUUCCAAAGCUGUUGUUGCACUACCUGUAUUAAAGCUAAAUCGCGCCCCUAGCUCUAUUACGUGGUGUGUGAUUCAACGCUCCAUAAACCGCCAGUCCCUGCUCUCCUCUUUCUGUGAGCUCUUGACAAGAUGGGCUGCAAUCCUGGUGGCUGCUGUGGCCUUCCCGAAUGCAUUCAGUGCACAAAUUUCUGCUACAAUUGCUGGACGGGAACUGCUAGCAUUCCCAGUUGCCGGAUCGGUUGCUCGCCAUGCUGCCCACCGUACCGCGGCUGCUGUGGGGGACCAUUUAAUUGCUGCUAAACAUGCAUAGGCUCAGAAAGAAACGAGGAUGUGUAAGGAUAACACGCCCAAGCAUUACCAUAUACAAAAAAUAAAAUAAAAGCAAAUAAAGUAAAAUAAAUAUUAAGUGACAACCAA